Messenger RNA from Kalmanozyma brasiliensis GHG001, 360 nucleotides. RefSeq lists its product as uncharacterized. The record is from RefSeq and is a predicted model, not a curated record. The coding region runs from base 1 to 360 and encodes 119 amino acids. NCBI's taxonomy places the organism in Eukaryota, Fungi, Basidiomycota, Ustilaginomycetes, Ustilaginales. The transcript has a single exon.
AUGAGUUCGACCGCGGAUGUACAACCCAAGGAGGGUAAGUGGGGUCUCAUGGGCUGGUUAGCGGGACAUGCUGCACCAGGAACGCCUACCAAGAGCAAGGGCAAAGUCGAACCGCUCACGACCAAAGUGGCCAUCGCUGCGAAUAGCAAGCUCGGCGGGCUGUUCUCCUCCCUCCUCAAUCCGCCCACUCAACCACCAGAGAGAGAGGAAGUGGGAGAGAUAGUCACACCCGCCCAACUGCUCGGACUGCGCACCACCUGCCGCGUCAUCUUUCGCGUCCUGAUCCUAGCCCGCUACGCGAGGUAUCGAAACUACCCAACAACCAUCUCGUCGCUCGUGCUCGACGACCUUCUCGGUUGA